AUGGUUCUUAAAUUGAUUAGAGAAAUCAAUUUUUUUAUUUCAUGUAAGCAAGCAGAUUUCAAAGCUGCUGUUCAAUGUAUGAAAAGAAUUCAAUUAUUACCAAGUUCUAUUGUAACAAAGCAAUAUCUUACUAGACUCUCUAAUUUGUUUUUUGAUGAUGACCUUAUAGCUAAAAAUGAAAUUAAUUAUGAUGGAUAUGAUAAUUAUGUAAUAACAAAUUUAUUUAAUUGUAUUAUGAGUGAAAUAGAAAAAGGUUCAACUAUCAAAGAAUAUAUGAACUUCCCAGAAAUUCAAAAAGGGACAUUAAAGAAGUUAGUGUCUAAUGGAGUUCGUUAUGAUCAUAUCAAGACAUGUCAAGGUAGUGUUGAUGACAAAAUUGGAUUAGUUAGUUUAAUUAAACCAGAACAUACACACCUUGAAAAAGUGUCAACUAUUGUAAGGAAGGGAAGUAAGUUUUCUGAUUGGAAAUUUAUUGACAUUCAAUUACACUCAAAUGAAAUUUCUUGUUUAUAUGUUAAAGACACAAGAACAUAUAUUGGAUUUAAAACAGGAGACUUUACUUGUAUUGACUUUGAAAAUGGAGAAGUUUUAUUUAAUAUUAAAGAAAAUAGUCCAGUAACAUUAGUUUCUGUAUUAUCAUCAUAUGUCGUUUAUUAUAAUGGGUCACAAGUAAAAGUUAUAUGCAUUGGAUAUUGUCUUUCAAUACUUGCAAUAAUUCCAGCAACUAACGUCAAAUCUAUUUCAGUAAUUAGUGGAACAACUCAAAUUGCUAUUGUUGAUUCAAAAGGAGUUAAAGUAUAUCAAUUUGCUAAUAAAAGUGUUAUUUAUGAAAAUGAAGGAGCUAUUGGAGUAAUACCAAGUCAGGUACAAGGAGAAGUGAUUGUAGUAUAUCCAACACUAUUACAUAAACUAAAGACUUGUUUUGGAAAACCAAAUAAAGUUACAAAAGAACAACAAUUAAGUAUUUUAGUUGAUCAUAUUAUUGAUGAAAAUGUAAUGGUUUCUAAUGAUAAUAGAUAUAUUGUUAUGCCAAAUGAGAAAAUAAGAAAAAUAUAUUCAAGAAAGAGUUUAUCACCAAUUCUUGCAGGAAAUGAUACUAAUGUUUUUGUAUAUUUACAAGGAAAUAUUCAAAUUAUUGAAAUUGAAACACAACAAAUUAAACAACGAAUUAAUUGUGAACAUAUUCAAAAAAUGUCUGCUGAUAAUUGUUUAGCUGUAUGUACAUUUGAUAAUUCUACACAAUUAAGAAUAUUUUAUAGAGAAUUUAAUGUUAUUCCAAUUAAUUGGAAUAGUGAUACAAUUAAAGAACAUGUUAAUGUUAAAUUCGAAAUUAUGUAUAAUGAACAAACUCCUUCUUCUAAUUGUAUGAAUCAAGUUGGUCCUGUAACACCAAUUAGUUAUUCAAAACUUGAACCAAUUAAAAGAAAACCAGAUGAAGAUAUUCCUACAAAAAAUAAAAUUAUUUUUCCAGAACAAAUUACAAAACCUGAUAUUCCUUCAAAUAUUGCAAAUUGUGAUAUAACUAAUUUCUGGAAAGUUAAAGGAAUUAUUAAAAUGUUUACUAUUAGCAAUGAAGGUAAACACUUAAUGAUUCAAACAAUAAAAGAUAUUUUCUAUUUAUUUAAACAAGUUGAUGGUAAAACAUAUAUUUCAUCAUUCCCUAAAGAUAAAAAAGUAUUAGAUUUUUCUGGAAAGAAGUCAUUCCAUAAUGUUAGAGGAGUUGUUACUAGGACCGGGAGUUAUAUAGUUAUUUCAUUAGGAAGUUAUUGUGAAUUAUAUAAGUGUAGUUCUGCUAUGAAAGUUUCUCCAUUUGGUCAACAAAAUCAAGCUAAUAAUGAAUAUAUCACUUGUUUAGAAUUAUUUCCAUUUGAUUGUAAUAGCGUAUUGGUUGGAUCAUCUAAUGGGUUAGUAAAAGUCUAUCGAGCUAAUAGACAGUUUGAACUUAUUUCACUUUCAACAUGUUUAAAUGAACCUAUUCAUUCAUUUGUAUUUUUACCAAGUAAUUCUGCUGAUGAUGAUGUUCUAUUUUUUGUUAUCACCAAAACAGGUUUUAUUCAACUCGUUCAAUAUAAUAAGAAAACAACUCCUUAUGACACAAUGAAGUGUUUAGAUAUUUCUCUUUCACUGAAAGUAACUGAAGUAAAAAGUGUAUUUAUUGGGAAUAAUGGGAAAUAUCUUUAUGUUGUCUCAAGAGAAAUGUUUCAUAAAAUUGAUAGAACAAAUAUGUCAUAUGAAAAAAUGGAUAUUUCUAAUGUCAUUUCAGCAGCAAUUUCUGCUAAAUCAGACAUGUUUUUAUUUGUUACUUCACAAGGAUUGUUAUUAAAAAUGAGUUCAAACAAAUGGGGAGUUAUAGAAAGUGUUAUUAUUCCUGAAGGUUACACUUCAGAGUUUACUUAUGUCGUUCCUUACGAAGAUUACUUUUUAGUCUCAACAAGUAAGGGAGAAAUAUUGAAAAUAAGGGUUUAA
This is a messenger RNA of Entamoeba dispar SAW760, 2466 nucleotides long. RefSeq lists its product as uncharacterized. Gene Ontology annotation, molecular function: protein binding. The transcript has a single exon. NCBI's taxonomy places the organism in Eukaryota, Evosea, Mastigamoebida, Endamoebidae. Bases 1 to 2466 code for a protein of 821 amino acids. The record is from RefSeq and is a predicted model, not a curated record.